CAACUGGUUCCGAACGUUGAGAAUCGAGGGAAGCCGGGUGACAGCUCCAAGUUGCGAACUCUGCAAAAAGGUUUCUUUUCAGUUAGAUGAAUGGAAGGAGAACAAUCUUCAGAGUUUUACUCCACAAACGACCUGGAUUGUUUCUCUAUUUCUCUACCUCACCCACCUUCGAUUCACUUCACCCCCAACCUCACUAUGACCUCACUAUCUGCAUUUCCUCCCUCCAGGCUUGUGCUCACCAUAGCAACCUAUCCAAAGGUAAGGAAAUCCAUUCCUACAUUCUCAAGAAUGGGUUCCUUGAUUCCCCGCUCUCCGUCACCAGCCUCAUCAACAUGUACUCUAAGUGCAGCCUCAUGAACUACGCCCUGACGGUCUUUAGUUACCCUUCCCUGGAUGAUAAGAAUGUUUAUGCGUACAAUGCAAUCAUUUCUGGUUUUAUUUCUAAUGGGUUUGCCCGCGAUGCGUUUGAGGUUUAUAAGCAAAUGCGGUGUGUGGGCGUUGUGCCAGAUAAAUUUACGUUUCCAUGCGCCAUUAGAUCAUGUGGUGAUGCUAUGGAUUCUUUUGAGGUUAAGAAGAUUCAUGGCUUGUUGUUUAAACUUGGGCUGGAAUUGGACGUAUUUGUUGGCAGUGCUUUAGUUAAUACUUAUUUGAAAUUUGGGUUGAUGGAGGAAGCACAGGAGGUGUUUGAUGAAUUGACUGUUAGAGACGUGGUGCUCUGGAACUCAAUGGUCAAUGGGUAUGCGCAGAUUGCGCGGUUUGAUGAGGCUCUAGAGAUGUUUAUGUUGAUGGGCUUAAACGGGGUAGUUCCAAGUAGAUACACGGUUACUGGUGUCUUAUCUAUCUUUGCCAUGACAGGAGACUUAGAAAAUGGUAGAGCUGUUCAUGGAUUUGUUAUUAAAAUGGGCUAUGAUUCGGUUGUUUCUGUUGCUAAUGCACUAAUUGACAUGUAUGGAAAGUGCGGAUGCUUAAUUGAUGCCUUGAACAUUUUUGAGGCAAUGGAUGAGAAGGAUAUCUUUUCAUGGAAUUCGAUGUUAUCAAUUCAUGAACACUGUGGCGAUCAUUAUGGAACUUUGAGGGUUUUCAGCAUGAUGCUCGGUGAAUUGGUUAAACCUGAUUUAAUUACGAUUACAAAUGUGCUGCCUGCUUGCACUCACCUUGCAGCAUUAGCGCAUGGUAGGGAGAUACAUGGCCAUAUGAUUGUUAACGGUUUUGGGAAAGACGAUAGUAUAGUGAGCAAUGCUGUGAUGGAUAUGUAUGCAAAAUGUGGUGAUAUGAGAUAUGCUCACUCGGUUUUUGAUAAUAUGAGGGUGAAGGAUAUGGCAUCUUGGAACAUCAUGAUCAUGGGUUACGGAAUGCAUGGUUGUGGCAAUGAAGCAUUAGAAUUUUUUUCUCGUUUGUGUCAAACUCAACUGGCACCUGAUGAAAUCACUUUUGUUGGUUUGCUGUCUGCAUGCAGUCAUGCUGGCAUGGUGAAGAAGGGGCAGGAAUUUUUGGCAGAAAUGGAAUCAAAAUAUGGUGUUUCUCCUACCAUUGAGCACUACACUUGUGUGAUUGACAUGCUUGGUCGAGCAGGCCAACUCCAGGAAGCUUAUGAUUUAGUGCUAACAAUGCCCAUUGAGGCUAAUCCUAUAGGAUGGAGGGCUUUGCUAGCGGCAUGCCAUCUCCACAAGAAUACAGACCUGGCUAAGAUUGCCGCAAGGAAAGUGAUUGAACUUGAGCCAGGGCACUCUGGAAAUUAUGUAUUGAUGUCAAAUGUCUAUGGAGUUGCUGGUCGAUAUGAGGAAGUAUCAGAGGUGAGACAUACAAUGAGGCAAGAGAAUGUGAGGAAGACACCUGGGUGUAGCUGGAUUGAGCUCACAGAUGGUGUGCAUUUUUUUGUAACAGGUGAUAGGAACCAUCCCGAAACUGACUUUAUCCGUGAUGGCCUAAAUUCAUUGACUGUGCUUCUCCGGGAGCAUGGAUAUGUGCCUUCGAUCUAGCAUUUAACAUGUGAUUAAAAUCUGUCACGACAACUCUCUUUUGUGGGGAACACGGAAAGUGUUAAGAAGUGGUUGUGGCUUGUUCACUACAGCACAGCACCCGUGUAUAUCUGUCGAAGAAGAUGAUGUGUUAGUUGCUGCACCUAAACAGAGGAUUAAUUAUACAAGGUAUUGACGAGAUUGAUACCUUCCUACUGAAUAAAUUUCCUCAGCAACGUCAUCAUUCGAGAAGCUCAGCCAAUAGCCAGCUGCAUGAUUCUCCUCUGUUCCAGGGCAGGCAAGGACCCAAUAAGAAUAGUUAUUAGCUAAGGAACAUAUUACUGGUGAAAAGGAGAAAGAGAAGAAUGAGAAAAUGUUGAACUUGACUGAAAGGAGGAGACAUAUUGAAAUUAACCACGACCACUGUUCCACUCGUCUUGGACAGGGGAUUUCUAUAUGAUCCUGUCGGCCCAACAGAGUGAAGAGAACGGAGCAUAAGGCUGGAACAGGAUGAUUUGCAAUAUUACUCAUUUAUGAAUAGCGUUGCUUGCUAUAAAUUUAUAUUUUUAUUUAUAUUGAUGAUUUUGUUGUCCUAAGGUUGGUAAUUUAGUUGAAUUCAAGCAUUUCUUGGUUAUUUGUCUUUAAACCUGGAUAUUUUGAAAUUAAAAAUGCUUUUAGUGAGAGAGACAAAAGCAUGAUUAAAAAUAGGAGAAAUAAACCUUUACACACUUAUAUUAUUGUGUCCCUAGUUUUCUCAUUUCAUAAAUGCUGGAACGGACCAUCAAGAGCAGACAGGCCAACAGCUGGUUCAAUUGCAGAAGGCUAACUUCAAAACAUACAAAUUCACGUGGUCCAACUCCGCUGGCCUGUUUCAUAAUAAAUAUAGGUUCAACUUGACGUCCAUCUCAAGGUUUGCGGUCAUCGAUAGUAUAUAGCUGGCGGAGGUGGCCCAGUGACACUAUUGGAUUUGCAAUCAUCCAGGUGCUGUUGAUGGACACAUGAAACAAAGCCCCAAGCUGUUAACACCAUAGAGAUUGCCUUUAUAUGAACAGCAGGCAAACCCAGAACACUUAUGGCAUUGGAGAACAGAGAAACCUCAAAGAUCAGCCCCACAGAGUCGAUAGCAAACAGCGACCAUAAUAUGGCUGUCCAGGUCAGAUUCAACGCACAGGAAGUCUCUUCCAUCUCAUACUCUUCCAUUUCUCUAUUCAGCUCCUCCUAUUCUCCGCUAGCAAAAAGUCCAACUAAUGUUGCGGAGGUUGCUACAAUGGAUUGACAUACUAUCAUAUCCAUGAUUGCUCUGAAAGUUUCCCUUUUUAUAACCUUCUUGAACGCUAGUUGUAUGAGGGAAAGAACCAGCCGAAGCAAGUGCGCACAAGAAUCCAGUCACGUAUUUUCCUUUGGAGAUUUGUGUGGAAGAAUCUGAAGCUGCAGAUUCUGUUUGGAACACAAGGAGGAUGGAGGAGACGGUGAGGAGGACUAGAGAGUUUAUGAUGCAAGGUGUGAAGUGAAGAGAACUGAGGAAGAAGGAGAAGAAAGCAUUGAAAGCUAACAGGGAUGAGGAAAUGAGAGACAGAGUAGAAACAAGAAGGUACAAGAGCCCAAGCUAAUACGUGUAGCAAUUUGAUGCUCCAAGAAGACCAAUAGGGACAUUAAACGAAUGCUAGCUUUUGAACAGAAGGUUGCUUCUCAGUAUUCUGAACGUCAAUAAUUUCUGUUGCGGUUUUUAAAGAGGGAUCAUGAGAUGAUGUAAUAAGGAAGAAGAACGGGGAAGCCCACUAGCUGUACUAAUGACCCCAUCCAUUUGCUCUUUCCACCUUUUUCAUAGUGCAAUCUUCCCAAGAGUGUUGCAGCUGACUGGCUUGACAGGAUAAAUACAGUGCAUAAGGUUACUCGGAGCCAACGAUUGUAUCAUCGUCUUUCUCGGCCAGUGAUUGUUGAUUGGUUUGGGAAAGCAGUUGUUUCAUCCUCCAAUGGUUCUGUUUCUUUGUGCCCGUGAGCUGCAAGGGAAACUUUACAAGACAUUAAUACAGCUAUAGGUGGCUUAAGAAAUACAGCAGGCGACAUAGAAAGAGAUAGUUAAACUCUCAGAUUCUGCUUCCUACUUUCUUUGCGGGGAAGAAAUAGUUAGGUGACUGAACUACAUAGACAUGUCAGAAACAUGACGCUUCCAAAGCUUUGUUUUUUAGUCUGCUUGGCACUUCUUACAGGUUUAGAUCCAAGUAGCGUGAGAACAGGGUAUGAUUUGUCUGCAAGUAUCAACUUGCUAUCUAAGUACUCAGUUUUUAUCACAGUAGAAGACUUCAUAUAUGAGUAAAUUCAUAAGUAGGAUA
Molecule: messenger RNA, 4291 nt
Organism: Neltuma alba
Lineage: Eukaryota; Viridiplantae; Streptophyta; Magnoliopsida; Fabales; Fabaceae
Product: pentatricopeptide repeat-containing protein At3g14730
Exons: 2
Coding region: 87-1979 (630 amino acids)
Biological process (GO): RNA modification
Molecular function (GO): RNA binding; protein binding
Source: RefSeq, a predicted model, not a curated record